GUUUGCCUUGCCAUGUAUCCGUGCGACUAUUUCGCACUUACCGAGUUAGCAAACCAGUUUCCAGCGGGAAAUAGUUUAGUGGGUCUAUUAGAUUAGCAGCUUAUUAUAAACUUCCAGUCCGUCAUCUGCACUUAACACUUGCAGUUCAUGAAUGGUGGUGAUGGCCUAAUUCUAUUGCAUGGGGCUUUGCUGAUCUUUUCUAUGCUAUUAAUGUUUUAACCUGCUCAUGAGGUGCAGAGUGAAUGGUGUGGAGAUUGAUCCCUGCCAGCCAUUUCAACAGUGAUUUCAAUCAACAUCACUCUACUAUGUUUUACUUGCUUAUUGAAAGGGCUGCCACAGAUAACUUAACCUGGAUUGCACCUGCUCUCUUUCCUUGUUUGUCUCAGCUCACGUUUCAUCAUUCACUGCAAUGCAUUCAAAUGCUAUAACAGUACACUAAACUGAUUGGAUUAUAGAAACCACUUUGCAAAGAGCUGUCUCAACUGCAAAGUUCUUUCUUCCUGGGUAAACCCAGAGAAACCC
This is a messenger RNA of Linum tenue, 522 nucleotides long. NCBI's taxonomy places the organism in Eukaryota, Viridiplantae, Streptophyta, Magnoliopsida, Malpighiales, Linaceae. The record is from the annotation of a GenBank genome assembly.